This is a messenger RNA of Rangifer tarandus platyrhynchus (Svalbard reindeer), 513 nucleotides long. The record is from the annotation of a GenBank genome assembly. Lineage: Eukaryota; Metazoa; Chordata; Mammalia; Artiodactyla; Cervidae.
AUGCGGGGGGCGAGGUGCGGGGGCGCGGGCAAAAUCCAGUCCCCUGGGAGCCGCCAACUGUCCGUGCCCGCGGCCACGUUGGGGCGGCCGGGCUCCAGAUUCCCUCCUGGGAAGAAGGUCCAGGCCCCACUCCAGUCGCGAUGGACCCGGGUUUGGGGAAUUCUUGGGGCGCCAAGACGAAAGAAUGGCCAUUCCCAGCCACUGGACAGCGGUAAGCGACAUCCCAGCCCGGCCAACUUCUCUGAAACCUCCCCGCAGUCCCGCAACCGGACACAAAGCCGGGAGCAGGGCCUCUCCGCCCCUUGUGGUCCACCCUUCCUCUGCUCGCUGCCUGCAGUCGCCAGGCAGCCGGCGCGGGAGGCAGAGCGGAGGGCCGCCUGGGCCUGGCUGCUGCAGGUUCACGCUCCCAAGUCAGAGACACAACUGAGCUCCGUCCUCCUGCAUUUCAGCCGCUCUGCCACCCCCAGCCUACCCAGGCUCCCCUGCCCCGGAGAAGAAGGUGCAAAGAGCUGA